AGCUGCUUUUCAAGCCACGCCUGGAAUUCAGGAUUUCAGCGGCCAAAGGAUCAGCAUUCCCUUUUUUCUCCCACUUCUGCAGCAUUGUUUUCCCUAGGGGACACCCUGAACACAUCAGUCUCUGCUGGCACAGCUUGCCCUGCACUUGUGGCCCCUUCCCCUGUCCUUGCUGGUGGGGAUGGAAGGCAAAGGCACCCAGUGUCCCCUGGAAGGACAGGAGUGACGUGCAGGCUGCUUUCUCCUGGUGGCAUCCCAAAAAAGACUCGGGCAGGCUGCCACAGAGGAGGUCACAGCACUGACCCCGAGCUGUAUCUUGGGCAUGAGGUAAACACGUCUUCCUUUCAGCUCUGGGUCAGCCCUGGAGCCAGGCAGGAAAACAAGGCAGGAGCCAGCUGGAGAGGGCUGUUGGUGCCAGGCAGCUUUGGUGUGGAGCCCGAGGGAUGGGGCAAAGGUGGCUCCAGGUGUCAGGACCUUGUGCAUGGCAAGCUCAGGUGUGAGUGUGGAGGCUCACAGCACAUCCUGAGGGGCCCUUCUGCAUGUGGGGCUAACAAGCACCAAGGGUUAAACUCACAGAGUUUUUAAAAAAGGAGGGAAAGGGGCCUUUCUUCGCUCCACCCUGGCCUCCAGCCCCCUGCCCUGAGCCCAGCCCCAGUGCCCAGCCACGCUCUGAGGGUGCCAUGGGUUUGGUGGUGGAUUUCACCCCAAGGUGCUCACCCAGCUCCACGGGAGCUUGGGAACACGUUGCACCAUGCAGGGGCAAUCCUGCUGGGAGCUCAGCAGCUCUCUGGGAUGGAUUGAGGUUCAUGCUUUGUGUUGGGCAAAGGGAUCCAGCCUGCCCUGCACAAAGAGCUCAGUGCUGCUCUGCCCCCAAACCACUUGGUAAGCUUUGGGGUGAGGGUUUUCUGCAUCUCGUCCUUCCCAGAGUGGUUUUAGGGUAAAAACCGCCAUUCCUCCCCAGUGCAAUGCAGGGGGUCUGGGCAGGGCCCCCCUCCCCAUGCCUGAGCCCCGGCAGGGGGCAGAGGGCUGAGGCAGCCACCUCACUGGGUGCCAGGUGACCCAGUGCCAUCAGUGAAAUGCCACCGGGGGGACACUGUUUUCCUGUCACCCGAUCCUGGCUGCUGGAAUGCCCUGGGUGCUAUAUAAGGGUGGGGCCAGGGGCCGGCUCUCAGGCGCUGCCUGUGCAAGGCAGGAGCUGGAACGCCGAGGUCCCCACGGUGAGGGCACGGAGGGACGUGGCUCGGGCAGGUCACUCGGGGGGAGGUGAUCUCACCCAGCAUCCCCUGUGUGGCUGGGGUGGGAUAGGGAAGGGUGGGCAUUGGUGAUCCCAUGCUGAGCAAGCCCCGUGCCUCAGUUUCCCUGCGGUAGAAGGGAGCAGACAGGGAAGGAUAUGGAUUUUGGGACUGACCAAAGGCACCAAGAGCCACCACGGCACAUCAUCGUCACCUCGGUCGCCAAAUAGGACAGCCACGUGAAGCCCUGUCCUGACGCAGCCCGCCGGUUCCCCCACAAACCCUCCUCUCCUUCCAGCCCCUGUGCCACCAUGGUGGGUCUGAAGCCCCCCGAGGUGCCCCCGCCGGCCACCGUGAAGUUCGUGAGCGCGGGGAUGGCCGGCUGCAUCGCCGACCUGUGCACCUUCCCCCUGGACACCGCCAAGGUGCGCCUGCAGAUCCAGGGCGAGGUGCGGAUCCCCCGCACCGUCAGCUCGGUGGAGUACCGGGGCGUUCUGGGCACGCUGAGCACCAUGGUGAGGACGGAGGGAGCGCGCAGCCUCUACAGCGGGCUGGCAGCCGGGCUGCAGCGCCAGAUGAGCUUCGCCUCCAUCCGCAUCGGCCUCUACGACUCCGUGAAGCAGCUCUACACCCCCAAGGGCGCUGAGAGCACAAGCAUGGCUACGCGGCUCCUGGCGGGCUGCACCACGGGCGCCGUGGCCGUGGCCUGCGCCCAGCCCACCGACGUGGUCAAGGUGCGGUUCCAGGCCAGCGGGGCCCAGUGGGACAGCCCCCGGCGCUACAGCGGCACCGUGGACGCCUACCGCACCAUCGCCAGGGAGGAGGGCGUGCGCGGGCUCUGGAGAGGGACGCUGCCCAACAUCGCCCGCAAUGCCAUCAUCAACUGCGGCGAGCUCGUCACCUACGACCUGCUCAAGGACGCGCUGCUGCGGGCGCAGCUCAUGACAGACAACGUCCCGUGCCACUUCGUGGCCGCCUUCGGCGCCGGGUUCUGUGCCACGGUGGUGGCGUCGCCGGUGGACGUGGUGAAGACGCGGUACAUGAACGCCAGCCCCGGGCAGUACCGCAAUGCCCUGAGCUGCCUGCUGGCCCUGCUCAUGCAGGACGGUCCCGCCGGCCUCUACAAGGGGUGA
Zonotrichia leucophrys gambelii is the source of this 2362-nucleotide messenger RNA. RefSeq names its product putative mitochondrial transporter UCP3. Bases 1541 to 2362 code for a protein of 273 amino acids. NCBI's taxonomy places the organism in Eukaryota, Metazoa, Chordata, Aves, Passeriformes, Passerellidae. Gene Ontology annotation, molecular function: oxidative phosphorylation uncoupler activity. Gene Ontology annotation, biological process: mitochondrial transmembrane transport; response to cold; adaptive thermogenesis. The transcript has 5 exons. The record is from RefSeq and is a predicted model, not a curated record.